Molecule: messenger RNA, 288 nt
Organism: Protopolystoma xenopodis
Lineage: Eukaryota; Metazoa; Platyhelminthes; Monogenea; Polystomatidea; Polystomatidae
Source: the annotation of a GenBank genome assembly
CCGACACCCGCAUAUGCAGCCGCAGGCAAGUCUAGCUGUCAUACUCAUGCUUAUCAAGGUCUUCUUGAAUUUAUCGGCUUGCCGACAGGAAUGGCAAUGAAGAAAGGACUUUUCCUUGGGCCAAUUGAGAGAAGAGAACUGGCCCAAUCCCGAAAUCCAGGUAGGGUUAGUCAGAUACACCAGCUAGAGAGACGAACCAUACCGAAAAACUCUAUCAUGGCUUUGCUAGAGACUCUUUUGCAAGUUCCCCAAAUCGAGUUUUCUGCAGAAAACUUGGUUGACGAUUAG